Molecule: messenger RNA, 3591 nt
Organism: Alligator mississippiensis (American alligator)
Lineage: Eukaryota; Metazoa; Chordata; Crocodylia; Alligatoridae
Gene: MAMDC2
Product: MAM domain containing 2
Exons: 16
Coding region: 736-2655 (639 amino acids)
Cellular component (GO): membrane
Source: RefSeq, a predicted model, not a curated record
UUGUAGUUUGCCCAGGAGGACUGGACCAGCAGAGACAGAUAAUUAGCUGGCCACAGGAACCUGAAAGGAAGGGUGCUAGGAGAGGUGUCCAAGGGCACACAGCUAGGAACUGGAAAGAGUAAAAUGCUCAGGAGAGGAAGAGAGAAGAAAAGAUUCAGAAGGAGGGACACACAGACACAUUAAACCUGCUAGGGAAAGGAACCAGGAUAAUUGACUAUACCAGAAAAUUCAGGAUGAGAGGUUGCUUUACUCUUAGAUUACAUAAUGGGGCAGAGCUGUGGCUUUACCAGCUCUCUGCUUCUCACUAUGCCAUGUCUCCUGUGGGCUACCAUAAACUCCAAAGGCAGUAUUUAGGAAUUAAAUCAUGUGUUCAUUUGAAAGCUGGAAGUGCAGUUGUGCCUAGCCUAGGUGCAGACUACCGAAGGAGGGGACUUGGUUUCAUUGGGACAGGCUCGUUGAACUUCUUUGGUGCUUAGAUGAUCUGUGGCGGUCAGAGGAAAUGAGUUUUGCCAUUUACUGGAGCUGCCUUGCUCUUUGCUGGGUCUUGUGCCUUUGAAGACAGCAGUUGUGGUUAUGAAUCAGAUGAAACAUUUUUGCCAUGGACUUUAAAUGAAGAAGACUUGAUCCUGCAAAAUACUGAUCACUGAUCCCCAAUCAGCAAAACUUGUUUUUUUUGAAAAAGCACUUCACUCAGAGCCCAUCAGCGGCCCCAUUUAAUUCAGUGGAACCACUUAGAUGCUGGAAGGUCAUUACAUUUCUGUGGAUACUUCCUCCCAAGGAGAGAGAGCAGUACUCCUCAGUCCUGAACUGCAGACUGAAGAGUGGAGCUGCAUCAGACUCAUCUAUCAGAUUGCAACAAGUUUAGAGUCUUUAUCUGAUCCUACCAGGCUGAAUCUUUAUGUCAGGCAAGAAGGAGAAAGCUUUGAUCGUUUGCUGUGGUCAGCCAAGGAACCUUCAGAUAGCUGGCUUAUAGCCAGUUUAGAUUUAACAAACCGUACAAAGAAAUACAAAAUUGUACUGGAAGGUAUAUUGGGACAAGAUAAGUUUGCCAGUAUAGCAAUUUUUGAAAUUAAAAUAACUCCUGGAUACUGUAUUGACUGUGACUUUGAAGAAAAUCAUCUGUGUGGCUUCAGGAACCACUGGAACCCCAAUGUGAACUGGUUUGUGGGUGGAGGAAAUAUUCGGAAUUCACAAUCUAUCCUUCCUAGAGACCAUACGCUUAACAGUGAAUUUGGCCACUACAUGUAUGUGGAUUCUGUUUAUGUCAAGCAUUUUCAGGAAGUGGCUCAGCUAAUCUCACCUAGGACAAGCAUUCCCAUGUCUGGCUGUUUAUCCUUUUAUUACCAACUGAAGCAGGAGAGUGGCAUUGUUUUUACCCUCUAUAUCCGAGAUACAAGUGGCUUUUAUGAAGAGAUUUGGAAAACAGACGGUACAGUGAAUGAAGAGUGGAGUUUAGCAGAGGCUGACUUUGACUCACCAUACCCAGUAGAGGUUAUUUUCGAAGUUGCCUUCAAUAGUCCUAAGGGGGGCUAUGUUGCUCUUGAUGACCUUUCUUUCUCCCCAGUUUAUUGCAGCAAUCAGACAGGGCUUUCUUUCAAUCCUGCAGAGGCAAGCUGCAAUUUUGAGGAAGAUCUGUGCAAUUUUUAUCAGGAUCGCAAGGAUGGCCCUGGUUGGAGCAGAGUGAAAGUAAAGCCUAACGUGUAUAGGACAGGAGAUCACACUACAGGAUUUGGUUAUUACUUGCUGGCGAACACAAAAUUUACAUCUCAGCCUGGGUACAUUGGACGUCUGUAUGGCCCCUCUCUGCCAGGAAACUUGCAGUAUUGUCUGCGUUUUUAUUAUUCCUUAUAUGGAUUUUUCAAAAUGAGUGGUACUCUGGCUGUUUAUAUCUUUGAGGAGAAUCAUGUAGUUCAAGAAAAAAUCUGGUCUGUCUUGGAAUCCCCAAGGGGAGUCUGGACUCAAGCUGAAAUCCCCUUCCAAAAGCCCAUGCCUUGCAAGGUUGUGUUUGUGAGCUGGUGCAAAAGCUUUUGGGACUGUGGGCAUGUGGCUCUGGAUGAUAUAUCAGUGAGCCUGGGAAGCUGCCAAGCUGCUGAGACACUGCCAGCUUAUCCUGGAGAAUGUACUUUUGAAAAAGGUGAAUGUGCAUUCACCCAGGAGAGGAGAAACCGAAGCAGUUGGCAUAGGAGGAGGGGUCAAACUCCCACUUCUUACACUGGACCCAAAGGAGACCACACUACUGGGGUAGGCUACUACAUGUAUAUUGAGGCAUCCAACAUGAUUUAUGGACAGAAAGCACGUUUGACUUCAAGAUCAUUAAGAGGGAUUUCUGGAAAACAGUGCUUAACAUUUUUCUAUAAUAUGUUUGGAGCUGGGACUGGAAUAUUAAAUGUUUAUAUGAAAAAGGAAGGUGAUAGUGAAGAGACUCUGCUAUGGAGAAGAAGAGGUGAACAGAGCAUCACCUGGCUAAGGGGCCUGAUAGAAUAUGGCUGUGAUACAUACCAUCAAAUCGUAUUUGAAGCAAUUAGGGGAGUCUCCAUAAGAAGUGACAUUGCUAUAGAUGACAUUGUCUUCCAAGCAGGACCCUGUAUAGAAAUGGAAGACAUGAUUCUGCAUUCAUCAGGGUAUUCUGAAGACCUCAAUGAAAUUGAAUACUGAAUACAUUUUUCUGAUACAGUUGAAGAACUACAUAAGUUUUAUAUGUGAGGAACUGCACAACUCUGUGGGUUUUUUUAAAAGAAUGAUAAAUACUGUACUGUUUUGAAUAUGUCACUGAUAUGUACAGCAGACUCGGAGCACUUCUGCUCUUUGCAUUUGCAACAGAAUUAUUGACUCAGGGCUUUUCAAAUAUUUCUAUUGUAUUAUGUUGUGUUUUGCAUGUGACAUCAAUUAUUACAUAAGGGCUUUCCAUUUUGCACAGAUCAUUCAAAAAUACUUUAGAGCUUUUUUGUAAAUCUUUUUGGCAUAUACGUAAAGAGAAUUAAAAUCUGAUGUGCUAUCUUAAAUCUGCAUUCAGUGAAUGUUUUGGGUUGGGUAGAAAGUGGGUUCUGCUGUUUUUUAUUUUGAGGCUUAUACAUAUUUUGAAAUAAUGAAGUAAAUAGUAUUAGAUGUUAGUAAUACACUGCAGAUUGAAUGCAAUUAUUCAUUAUUACAAAUCUCUCAGAAGAUAAUCUCAUACUGGUAAUACUUUAAAUGUUCCAUAUGAAUGCUUUUUUGUUAUUUCUUGCCAGAGCAAUUACAGAAAUUAAUCUAUUUGUCAUCCAUGUGUAUAACAAAUAGACUUCCAUUAAUGUUCCAGUGCAAUUCAGUGUAAGUUAAUGCUUUAUUAAAAUGCAAUGCUGUUGGCUUGCAUGUCUUGGAGACAGCACACUUUUAAAAAAAUGUAAACAUAGUUAUUUAAAUAAAUUGGUUUAUACAUUCACAUAGAAUAUACUUUUUAUAUGCUGUACCCAACCACAACUAAUUUUCAUUUAUGUUAAUAAGAAAUUGAGUUCACACAACAUGUUAACUCAUAGGACGUGAUAUGUGUGUUUUUGUAUUCAAGAUUGCUGUUAUAAAAUUACCCAGCUAUCUAAUAAAAGUAAUUUUAAAUAA